AUGCUUCAACAAAGACCUCGAGAUCACAAUAAAUCAACCAAGAGACUACCUCCGUUACCAGAGCUUGCCUAUAAAGAAAUAGCCUCAAGAAUACGAUUAACACACGACAAUAUAUCCAAUUCAGAUUUCGAUUCAACUGAUGAUCUUUUCACAUGUAAUGAAAACAUAAUAAUAGAAACUAUCACUGAACUGAUUAGAAUGACUAAUCCAAAUUUACAAAGAUUAAAUACUCCAGAAUUUUCCUUAUCUUCACUCUCAGAUAUUUUCACUACUCCAAAAUCUCAACUCGAUAAUACUGAGAUCGAUAUCAACCAAAUCGAUGCCUUAACCCAACUGGAUACGAUAAAGAGAGACAGCAUAAGUGAGAAUAGACCACCUAAUCUUACAAUGUCACAUUCUACAAAUAAAACAGUUCCAGCUACAAUGCAUACAUUUGAUCCCGUGAUAUCGGAUAAUAUAGUCGAUCAUAAAGAAAGGGAAGAAGAAGCACUAUCAUCAAAACAACUCAAACAGAAAUUUAGAAAAUCGCUAACUGUAUUAAACAAGAAAAGUCUAUCAUCAGCAAUAAAGCGAUUUUCAUCCAAAAUCCCAGAGUCAAGAUCCGGAGAGAAGCAAGAACAACUAGAAAAUUCAUAUAAAUCAAAAACCCCAGAAUCCCUACCCCCAAUCACAUCACCAAACAAGAAUCACCGUAAGCGAAAUCCAAAUCCAAAGAAAUAUGAUUCAGUUCCAGCUACACCAAAAACAAAUAUGCGUUUGGAUACAGAGCCCAAUCACAACAACCAACCAAAUAGUACUUCACCAUUUUGGAAAUAUCAUAUUCUUCGAUUUGGUCGAGAUUUAUACCUAACCACAAAUCCAGGCAUGAAACAUAUGUAUUGUCGAAACGCCCCUGGGUAUUAUAUCAUAAUUCUUGAUCAUGAACAACGAAGUCGACAACCAUAUCUGAAAAAAGGAUUCACAUUAAUUUUCAAAGAUACUUCAAAUAAAACAAAGGAUAUUCCAUUGAUGAUAAUUGUUAAGAAGGCUGAAAGUGAAGGUGGUCAUUUCGAAUUAUCAAUCCCCAAGAAUCGAGUGAUUAAGAAAGGUGGGGCCAUAUGGAAAGAUUGUGAUGAUUAUAGUUUGUUUAAUGGGAUUGGAUUCCCGAGAGAGAUUGAGAAUGGACAAUUCCCAUUUGAGAAAUUGAGACAAAUAUAUCCGGAGAAUUGUUUUAGGAAUUUUGAAGUGAGGGAUUUAAAUAAGAUGAAAUGGAAUAUUGGAUCGAUUCCUCGAGUUAGAUCGAGUAAUUUGAAUAAAGUUAAACAAAAACUAACUACUCCCGCCAAUGAAUCUAACGAGGAAGAUAUUAUGAAAUUAAGUGGCAAGAGGAAUAUUUAUUUCCAUCAAAAUUUCAUCCAAGAUGACAAACAACCUUCAAGAUAUAAACUCUCCAAUCCCGAGGAAGUCUAUCUAUGUGAUCCUGAAAUUGAUUUCCCACCAGUAUUAGCAGUAUUCAGACCUAAUGACAGUCGAAUCUCCAAACAAUUCAAAAAAUCCAUCCCUAAAUCCAAUAAACAUCAUUAUAAACAAAGCAUGCAAUCCUCAUAUCUAAGCAUAAACGAAAUAGACACCGAUUAUGGUACAGGAACAAACCAGAAGAAGUAUUAUCAUGGAAGUGAUGGAUUAUAUUUCUCAAAGAAUACAAAAGAUGAUAAUCCGGAUGAGAAUAAAUUAGGGUGGAUGAACAUAUAUGAUGAUCCGGAAUUAUUUGAGGGGACAAAGAAUAGAGGAAUGUUUGAAUUUGUUGUAGGGAUGACUGUUGCUGUUGGAUUAGAUAGUUUGUUACCACUUGAAUAG
Molecule: messenger RNA, 1836 nt
Organism: Hemisphaericaspora subhashii
Lineage: Eukaryota; Fungi; Ascomycota; Pichiomycetes; Serinales; Debaryomycetaceae
Exons: 1
Coding region: 1-1836 (611 amino acids)
Source: RefSeq, a predicted model, not a curated record